This is a messenger RNA of Tuber aestivum (summer truffle), 2345 nucleotides long. The record is from the annotation of a GenBank genome assembly. NCBI's taxonomy places the organism in Eukaryota, Fungi, Ascomycota, Pezizomycetes, Pezizales, Tuberaceae.
AUGGCUACCAUCACCGCAAACAGACCCUCUGGGGGAUACACGGUGUCGGAGAAUAUUGCCAAUCCCGCAGUUAGAAAUUGGGUUGAGCAGAAGUACCACGAGAUCGGAUUCAACGGGGACGGAAGUUUUAUCGGGAAAAAGGCGUUCAAAAAGAAGCUACUCCAAGAUGCACCGAAAGCUUUUGCAAACACCAAUGAUUCAUGGUGUAUUGGGCUCUAUGCCAAUCAGAUCAUCAGGUAAAACCCGAAUAAGCUUAACCAAUGGAGUAUAGGGUAUGUCAAGGCACUGGAUACUGACUGUGCCAUGUUAUAAUUUCCAGGAAUAUGCGUCUUACCGGAGGAAGCGGUCGUGCGGAUACCGACGGUGUGCCAAUGGAGUGCUCUGUACGUCUCGGCUUGAUAUUCCCACUAUCAUUCCCCUUCCAUCCCUUCCCCAUGUCUGACCAUCUAUGUGCGCAGGGAUACGAUGGGCAGAUACAUCAUCCGUCAUACGAACCAAGAUCCGAGUGUUUUUCAGCUGCACCCAAAUGCUUGGAGAAACAGGCCUUGCUGCCCACAUUCCACCACCACCACAAGGCGAUAGAUGUCUUCAAUUACCAAACGCUGCACGAGGCUCUUCAAACAUUGGACGAACCACCCCUAGGCGAAUGCGAAUCGGAGAAGGGUACCCCACUACCAGCGUAUGGGUCCAUUGCUCAUCAUCACCAGCAGCUGGAUUUUCCGCUCCCCCUUUGUCAAUAUCAAUAUGGAAUGCCCAUAGCCCCACAGCCGCUUCAACCACCUCCGCCCUUCCCCCAUGACCCCUCCGCAUACAAUUUUAUGCAGUCGGCAUACCCACCCGCCCCACCGUAUGGGAGCUUAAGUCCGAACCACGGACCGAUAUACUCGGCGUACGGUUUGGCUAUAGCAUAUACCCAACAACAAAACCAGCAGCAUCAGUACCAGAACCAGCAACCCCCCGUAUACACCUCAAAUGGAGCAUGCGCACCAGCAGCGUAUGGGUACAAUACGCUUUACGCUCAGCCGCUGUAUUCCCAACACCAGCUUCAGCUCCAGCAUCACCAACAGCAGUACUCACCAACCUACAUCCCACCACCAUAUGGCUCACCCCCAUCCUACGGCUUCACAAACUACAUCCUACAAACCACAGCCCCUUGUUCCUCCUCCCCCACUUCUUCUCCCUCUUCUUCUCCGGGCAUUGCACCAGCAUCAAAGCCCUACCAUGAAUACGGUGACUGUGGGGAAACCCUCCCACUCCCGGCAAUGGUGAGCGCGACCAGGCUCCUGGGAGGCGGGGAGAUCCGCUCUCUAGCAGUAUUCACAUCUGUAUUCCGGAACAUGCCAUACAUAACCAAAGACGGACCGAUCGCUGGAAUGAAGCUCAAGGAUCCAUGCCUGAAUUGCAAAGCCCUCAUGCAGACCAUCCCAUCAGAGAUAUCGAUCCUCGCAGGAACAGGCUCUGGCUGCGCACUCGACUGGAUUGUUGAAAAGGCUGUUUCCGCGCCCAGUGCCACCACUGCCGCCACCACUCCUACUACCACAACGCCACCAACACCCAUCCCUCCAAUGAUCGGAAGCACACCAACGCCACAAGGCUACAACCUGAUACUAUCAACAGCCUACUCCGCAACAAAGCAGGACAUUUACCACCUACUGGAAACCUGGACACUGAACAAUACAACCCCAACCCUCCCCGCGCACCAAAAGGCGUCACUGGGGACGCUCUGGAGGGAAUUCAUCCUCCCCUUCCGCGACAGGAAUCAAAUUUUCAGACUCGACAACGGGGACAACGUAGACCCGAGCAUGCACACACUUAACUCCGUAGAAUUACCCAUAUGCACAGUUUUCUGCGCUAUCGCCUACGUCUUCUCCGUAGUUCUGCGGCCGGAGGUCUCCCAACUCACUUGCCCCUCCUUCAGCACGGCCGGCGCCAAAGGCGGAGGAGAGGAAGGAGAAGGAAAGGAAGGCGACAGAGACGGUUUCUACCUACCACUCCUGGCGGUACUGGGAAAAUGGUGCAGCACCAUAUGCCCGUGGGCACACCCGAAUGUGGUCAACGUCGCCUACUCCUCCCCCCCUCCUACCUCCCCAACGGAGGGAAUAGACACCCACUUUGUCAUCGGAACCUCAAAGCCAAGUGUGCAAGCCGGCUUCCCCAGCGAAGCGGUGAAGAGCAAGCACCAGGGGCAAAUGCGUACUUGGAGGAGAAUAUUCCUGGAGGAGAGAUUCGGCGCACUGAGGAAUCCUUGUCCGGUUAAAGUGGCCGGAAUGGCCGCCGCUGUCAAUGGUGGGAGUGGGAGUGGGAAUGGCAGUAAUGUGGUUGUGGGAAAGAAGGGAUUUAUUUGA